This is a messenger RNA of Platichthys flesus (European flounder), 1064 nucleotides long. It is a transcript of the gene surf2, whose product is annotated as surfeit 2. Lineage: Eukaryota; Metazoa; Chordata; Actinopteri; Pleuronectiformes; Pleuronectidae. The transcript has 6 exons. The record is from RefSeq and is a predicted model, not a curated record. The coding region runs from base 92 to 835 and encodes 247 amino acids.
ACCCACGUGCGGACGCUUCCUGUCAGAGGAGGAGACUGAGGCCCGACCACCUCACCACGACCUCGCUUUGUUUUGGAAGUUUGUUUUGGAAAUGGAGGAAUUACCUGCGGACCUCGGAGCGUUUCUCCUCAACCACCCGUUCCUGCAGCUCACAGACAGCAAGAAGAUCAAGUGCACACUGAAUGGCCACGAGUUUCCGUGCAGCCUCACAGAGCUGCAGAAGUUCACUCAGGGGAAGAAGUAUGAGAAACUGAGCGCCACAGCAGAGUUCAACUACAGCCAGCACGAGCCACACGUCGUGCCCAGCUCAAAACAGCCCAAUCAGCUCUUCUGUAAACUGACACUCAGACAUCUCAACCGGCAGCCGCACCAUGUCCUCAGACAUGUCAACGGGAAACGCUUCAAAAAGGCCCUCGGCAAAUAUGAAGAGUGUGUGAAGCAAGGGAUAGAUUUCGUUCCAGCCAGACUUAAACAGAGGAAGCCCAGAGACAACGGAGGAGAGGACGCCGGUCGGGGGAGGGCCCCAAAACAGGGGCGCGGCACAUUAGAUCCGUCGUCCAGUGAUGAGGACCACAGCGACUCGGAAGACAGCAUGAGUGACCUGUAUCCUACAUCUUUGUUCAGCUUAAAAAACACAGAAGAAGAAAAUAUGGAGGGUGAAGGGAAGGAGGAGGAAGACGACUUCCAAACAGAUGAAGACGAGGGAAUGGAGGUGGACAAGCAGGAGGUGCAGAAACGCAAAAAGGUCCAGGGUGGAGAUAUACAGAAGAAAUUAAAAACGAAUCAGUGGAAAUCCGGGCAAAAGACAAACGGGAAAGUGAAGAAUUCAAAGUGAAAAUGUAAAACCAUAGGUGCAUAGUAUUUUUCACCUGGUUUAGUACCUAGAAUCGGCUUGACCUAGUUGUCAUGUGUCGGAGCCAGCCUGAUCUUUGCAUUUGUACAUUGUAAUCAUGCUCAGUUUCAGUGAGGCCGGUUUACAGAUCAUGGCGGACUGGAUAGGUUCUGUCCCUCGGUUCCCAAGCAACAACACUGACAUAAAAUACAAAUUGUUUGGACUUGCAAAA